Molecule: messenger RNA, 2835 nt
Organism: Exophiala oligosperma
Lineage: Eukaryota; Fungi; Ascomycota; Eurotiomycetes; Chaetothyriales; Herpotrichiellaceae
Exons: 2
Coding region: 111-2429 (772 amino acids)
Biological process (GO): transcription initiation at RNA polymerase II promoter
Cellular component (GO): transcription factor TFIID complex
Molecular function (GO): RNA polymerase II general transcription initiation factor activity; protein binding
Source: RefSeq, a predicted model, not a curated record
CAUCAAUGUCUUCAUCACAUCUUCUUUGUCGCAUCCAUAACGUUUGAAUCUUCCCAAUGGUACAGUAGCACCGAAAAAUUCCUCAGCCAGUGCAUGAAAGCGCGGCGACAAUGUCCGGGCAGACCGCGCCCAGCCCAGGGCCGAGAAGCGCGAGUACAGGACCAAAUGGGCCGUUGGCGACUCCGACUUCUGCACCUCUGGUAAAUGGAGUUGCAAACGCUCCAGUCUCUGGUACAUCUGCCCCUGUAGCCGCACCGUCAGGUGGUGGAGGUGGUGGUAUGAGCCAACAGAAUCUCAACCAGAUUGUUAUCGAUUACUUAGCGAAGAAAGGUUACCACAGAACUGAAGCCACACUGCGAGCCGAAUCAUCAAAUCAAGAGAUUCCCAAGGAUGGCGAUAUCAGUCCAGCUCCAAAAGGCCCACCCCGUUACUACGAGAUGUUUGCGCGCCUACGAGCUUGGACGGACGACGCUCUCGAUAUCUACAAGCCCGAGGUCAAGCGUCUUCUCUGGCCGAUGUUCGUCUACUCGUAUCUCAGCCUGGUGAAACAAUUCUACACCAAAGACGCGAAAAUGUUGUUCCAAAAGUUCUCCGAAGAUUUCAGGAAGGAACACGAGUACGACCUCCGUAGCAUCGAGAAAAUCACCCUCCCCGAGCAUGGCGAAGACAAAACAGCCAAACUCUACCGCGACAACAAAUACCGCCUCUCCCUUAGCAACUCCACCUUCAUCUACUUCAUGCAGUUCCUCGAAAGUCUCCCCCAAGCUGGAUUCAGACUUUUCAUUGAAAUUGUCGAGAAACAUUUGGACCUCCGCCAAGUCGAACGUGCUGCCGAUGACCGCUACAGCUUCGCAUCCAUCAUUCAACGCGGAAUCGAUGGUCAAGACAUGCCUGCUGAGGAUGAGGGUAUUCCAGGUCACCGUCCGGGCAAUGCCAUAUCAUCCACAGACCCGACUGUCGGUAAUAACCUCGCGACGUUGAAACUGGGCAAACUACCAUUGGAUAAGGAAGUUGAGGAAGACGUUCGAGGCGAUUUGAUGGACCUCGAUCUUGCGGUACCCCCUCGUGCUGAUCAACCGUCGCUCGUUCAGGUCCAUGAGCAGAUCAACAUCAAACAAGAAGACGAAGAUGAAGGACCGACACGCGCCGAGAUCCCCUUCCCGCCUUCCACGGCCCGUGACGUCGCCCUUGAAGUUCAAAAGAUCCGCGAAAAUCGAGACCGAGUCAAGAUCGAGUCCCGCACGGGCGGCAUCGGCCCUGGCGUCAGCGUCGUCAUGUACACUUUCCACAACACGCACGAUGGUAUAUGCUGUCUCGACUUCAGCGGCGACAACAACCUUGUUGCGGCGGGUUUCCAUGACAGCUACAUCCGUGUCUGGACCUUGGAUGGCAGCCCCCUGGGACAGCCCGUCAACGGCCAACCGCAGAAUUCUCAGCGCCUCGUCGGCCAUUCCGGACCCGUGUACGCCGUGUCUUUUUCACCGUCCAGCUGGAAGCCGACCCCAGACUCUGGCUCUACCGAUGCGAAGUGGCUGCUUUCGUCCAGCGCAGACGGCAGCAUCCGUCUUUGGAGUAUAGACGCCUUUGCCUGUGUCGUCGUCUACAAGGGACACGUGGGACCGGUUUGGAGCGUGACUUGGGGUCCGUUCGGACACUAUUUCGCGAGCGCAGGCCACGACAAGACGGCACGGAUCUGGAUGACCGACCACAUUCGCAAUGUCCGCUUCCUCGCGGGGCAUGACGACGACGUCGACGUGGUAGCUUGGCACCCCAACAGCAGCUACGUCUUUACCGCGUCGAGUGACAAGACGGUACGCAUGUGGGCGCUGAACAACGGCAACCCCGUACGAAUGUUCACGGGUCACACGUCGAUGAUCACGGCACUGUCGUGCUCACGCAACGGCAAGAUCUUGGCCAGCGCGGACGACACGGGUGUGAUCUUACUCUGGGAUCUGGGUCCGGGAAGAUUGCUCAAGAAGAUGCGAGGACACGGCAAGGGUGGCAUCUGGAGCCUGAGCUGGAGUGCCGAGUCGACGGUGCUGGUGUCCGGCGGUGCGGAUUGCACGGUGCGCACGUGGGACGUGACCGGCCCUGCGAAAGAGGCUGCGGCGACCGCGGCGAAGACAGACGGUGCUGCCGGCGUCGGCCCAGGGGGCAAGGCCGACGGCGGUGCCGGAGGAGGCGCUGCCGGCGGUGGUACGGGCGGCGCAGGUGCACCCGCAUCGAACAUCAACCUCACGGCCGGCACCGCCGGUGGAGCCCCAGGAGUAGGACCGAGCGUGCACAAGAAACGAGGCAAAGACGCCGUCGUCACCAGCGACCAAAUCAGCGCUUUCCUGACCAAGCAGAGCCCCGUGUAUCAUGUCAAGUUCACCAAUAUGAAUCUUGUCAUUGCCGGUGGCGCUUAUCUGCCGGAGCAGAGCAAGUGAAGCCCGAAUCAAUGAACCAGGAUUCUCCACGCGCGUCAGGCAGCGAACGACGGACCUCGUUCUAUCGGAGUAGUUCAGAGGCGAUGAGAGCCCGGUCUAUUUUCCCAUGGCGACAACAAUCGGAUUGGUGAUCAUUCAACUUUGGGGAUGGGAUUGGAUGACAAUGUAUGUGUAUUUCACCGGAGCUGAAGGGGAGAAAAUGGAAAACGAACAAAAGGAAUGGCGCGUCUUUCCAGGGAAAACUCCAAGGCGAGGUUCACAAUGGGCUUGUAUUGGGACGAGAGUUAUUACCCGGGCCACGACUAGACGGACCGACAGUGCACCGUGGCUCUGCCUUUUUUGCAUGUCUCCUCCAGAGAUAUUAGGUCAGGUAUUCAGAUACCCUUGGGUCUGGCAGAAAAUACCA